Molecule: messenger RNA, 1398 nt
Organism: Dichomitus squalens LYAD-421 SS1
Lineage: Eukaryota; Fungi; Basidiomycota; Agaricomycetes; Polyporales; Polyporaceae
Exons: 5
Coding region: 1-1398 (465 amino acids)
Source: RefSeq, a predicted model, not a curated record
AUGGCUGAUCGCGGAACCCAGAAUGUUCAGCGCCUUAACGGCACCGUCGCUGCGAUCGAAGACCUCCAGCGCACGUCCGAGAAGCACCAGGCAAGCUCAUCGAAGGUGAUACUCGUUCUCUGGGAGGCCGUUAAGGCACUGCAAGAGGAGUUGAAGAUCACGACCGCAAGAUUGGUGUUCGUGGAGUCGGUGAUAAAUAUUGAGGAGGAGAACCGGGUGGAGGGAGACGGAGAUGAGGGGGCAGAGGCGGCGCGCGGGAGUACGGGUACGGGUGAGGCGUCGGCAGAUCCAGUCCAGGCUAGCAUCAACGCCGCAACCCAGCAAAGCAGGGAGCUGGUAGAUGGCAAGAUAGUCAAGGAUGUCGUCAAUGCUACAUAUAUGCAUCUCCUCGGCAUUUCAGCCCUGGCGAAGAAGAACAUACCAGGAUAUCCUCAGGCGAAUGAGGAAUGGCCGACAGACGCGGCAACCGGCAGGAGGCUCUUGAGGUUCAAGUGGAAUGUAUCUGUUAAAGAUCCUGUCAACGCGGUCGGUAUCGCAACUGUCAAGGACACUAUCCGGGCGUCAGGGGCGGAGCGCGAUCGGGACUGCGCGCCCUACCUACCGAAGAUCUUGGAUGCCCACCUGCUGGACCGGAUCGCGACAAAGUUUCACUACAUGGCCAAACAACACAAGAACUAUCAGACACACGACGCACCAUCCAACAGCGUAGGAGAUGGAGGAGAAGGUGGCCAUGGCGAUGACGAUGGUUUUGGGGGAGAGAGGGAGGAACAGCGAGAGGGUUCUGAUGGGGAGGGAGAGGUGGUGCGGAUGCAAGGAGCUGGACGACGUGCACGGGCAGUAGCGGUUGCUGCACAGCGGCAGAGAAAAGCAAAAGGCACGGAAUGGGGCGACCCCAAAUACGCAGCGGCGUUCGUGGUCAACGCACAGUCGGACAACGAAGACGAGUAUAAAGAUGGCGAGCGGCCUGCCGGCACCCCAAUCCGAUUCCGACGUCGCAGGCCAGGAUGGCGCAGUGCUCUGCUCCAGCGGCUCUAUCAGGAAGUGGACGCUAGAAAAGAUCCUGCUCCUGAUCAGGCUCGAAUGAUGGUCGAGCGGGUGCUGGGUGCUGACCUGGAGAAGAUCAAGCCGCCGAAAGCUCAGUUGAAGUAUCGUGUGCGCGCUUGGAUGGUGAAGGACGAGAUUUUGCAGGCUAACCCCGACUGGAUGGAGUCACGACGAGUUGCGAGGAAUGGGAAGCUGUGGGGAGAUGAGGAGGAUCCAGUGGAGGACCUGAGGCUGCGCACACCCGUGUUGCCGCGGUUACUGAUUGUCACGGACGUUGGACAGACGCCCCUUUUUGCCGCCCAUUCCCCUCCCCUUGACGCCCACCUUCCAUUUUCGGACCAUUUCCUUUCUUAG